This is a messenger RNA of Cricetulus griseus (Chinese hamster), 3468 nucleotides long. The record is from RefSeq and is a predicted model, not a curated record. Lineage: Eukaryota; Metazoa; Chordata; Mammalia; Rodentia; Cricetidae.
CCGCGGCUUCCCGACUGUGGUCCACCUCCGGGAACAUGCCCCAGGCUACCUACUGCUACGUGCGGGUCGUGGGCAGGGGCAGUUACGGGGAGGUAACGCUCGUGAAGCAUCGGCGGGACGGCAAGCAGUACGUUAUCAAAAAAUUGAACCUCCGAAAUGCCUCCAGCCGUGAGCGCAGAGCUGCUGAGCAGGAAGCUCAGCUCCUGUCUCAGUUGAAGCACCCCAACAUUGUCACCUACAAAGAGUCUUGGGAGGGAGGAGACGGACUGCUCUACAUCGUCAUGGGCUUCUGCGAAGGAGGCGACCUGUACCGGAAGCUCAAGGAACAGAAGGGGCAGCUUCUUCCUGAGAGUCAGGUGGUGGAGUGGUUUGUCCAGAUCGCCAUGGCUUUGCAGUAUUUGCAUGAGAAACACAUCCUUCAUCGAGAUCUGAAAACUCAGAAUGUCUUCUUAACAAGAACAAACAUCAUCAAGGUGGGCGACCUGGGGAUUGCACGAGUGUUGGAGCACCAGAGUGACAUGGCGAGCACCCUCAUUGGCACUCCCUAUUACAUGAGCCCUGAAUUGUUCUCAAACCAACCCUACAACUAUAAGUCUGAUGUUUGGGCUUUGGGAUGCUGUGUCUAUGAAAUUGCCACCCUGAAGCACGCUUUUAAUGCAAAAGACAUGAAUUCCUUAGUUUAUCGGAUUAUUGAAGGAAAGUUGCCACCAAUGCCAAAAGUUUAUAGCCCAGAGCUGGCAGAGCUGAUACGAACAAUGCUGAGCAGGAGGCCUGAAGAAAGACCCUCUGUGCGAAGCAUCCUGAGGCAGCCUUAUAUAAAACACCAAAUCUCCUUAUUUUUGGAGGCCACAAAAGCAAAAACUUCCAAAAAUAAUGUUAAAAAUGGUGACUCCCUAACCAAGCCUGUUGCUGCCGUAGUUUCCAGAAAGGAAGAAUCAAAUCAUGAAGUGAUACACUACCGGCCAUGCCCUUCUGAGGGCUCCACUACACACGACACGGGUGAAGAUAAGUGUUUGUCCCAAGAGAAACCAGUGACCAUUGGUCCCUUGAAAUCACCUGCUGGCCUCAAAGGCCACACUGACAAACCAGACAUGAACAAUUCUGCAGAGUCAUUUGCCACAAUCAGUAGGAUAAAUAUCGAUAUCUUACCUGUAGAAAGGAGGGACUCAGCAAAUAAUGGUGUCGCUCGGGAGAAUCAACCAAAACACUUGGCUGCCACUAAUGAAUUAGACAGUCAAUAUGGUAUCUCUCAAGACAAGAAGGAGAGGCUACAGGGUGAUGGCAAGUCCAGUGAUCAGCCUGAAAAUCUGCUUCCCAGCUGGUCCUCUGAUUAUGGUGAUGGAGAAGGGAAUGAGCCAGUGAAGCCAUUGCAGCCCCCAAAUAAAGACCAAAAGCCCAAACAGGAUCAAGUUACCAGUGGAUGUAGGAUAGAAAAACAGGACAGCAUCCAGCCAAGAUUCCAGCCACACAGCUCUGUGUCUGAACCUUCUGUGUCUCGGCAGCGAAGGCAGAAAAGGAAAGAACAGACUGACCGUGGUCAGGCAAAGAGUCAGUUUCAAGAAUCACCCCGUCGGCUUUUGCCUUCUCACCCUGAUGUUGGAAAAGUGGAUAUCAUAUCAACACAACAAAAUGAUGAAAACCAAGGUAGACCUGUGGCUGGGUCUGUAAACAGUUCAAGGAUCAGUUCAACGUCAUCAUCCAAGGAUCGACCAUUAUCAGCGAGAGAGAGACGACGAUUAAAGCAGUCACAGGAAGAGACGCUCCCCUCAGGCCUUUCAGUUCGGAGAACUCCAAGUGCAGUGGAGGCAGUGAAACCACGGGAAGAAGACCAACCUAUCCCUGUCCGACGAUUCUCUUCUGACUGCAACAUCACUCAGGAAAAGAGACAGUCACAUGGUCUCUCUGAGGAUGAGUUAAGUUCUUCUACAAGCUCAACUGAGAAGUCAGAUGGGGAUUCCAGGGAAGGGAAAGGUCAUACAAAUGAAAUGAGUGACCUGGUACAGCUGAUGACUCAGACUCUUAAGCUGGAUUCCAAAGAGAGCUGUGAAGAUCUCCCAGUCCUAAAUCCAGUGUCAGAAUUCAGACUUCAUCGGAACUAUCGAGACACGCUGGUACUUCACGGCAAGGCUGCAGAAGAGGUGGAGCUCCACUGCCAAGAGUUGCCUUCAGCUAUCAUACCAGGUUCUGAGAAGAUCAGGAGAAUAGUUGAAGUUUUGAGAGCUGAUGUAAUCCAGGGCCUGGGGGUUCAGCUUCUAGAGCAGGUGUAUGAUCUUUUGGAGGAGGAGGAAGAUGAAUUGGAGAGAGAGGUAUCAGCUGCCAGCUUGGGGCUCAGUGCCUCCUGCUUAUCUGGAAUGGUGACCUCUAAGGCACGGUUACGGGAGCACAUGGGGGACAAGUACGCAACUUACAGUGUGAAAGCUCGCCAGUUGAAGUUUUUUGAAGAAAAUGUGAAUUUUUGAGAUUUGUUCUAACUUGCUGCCAGAAUUAGAGACUGUUUUCAGAGGUUUCUCACCCGAAAAACAACAACAAAAAACCUGUUUUGGCUAUUCAGAGGCCACUCAUGUCCUUCACUGUCUCUUUGGGGUCUUCCUACUAUAAAACAUUAGACAGAGUUGAUUAAUGUGAAAUAAGUUCACAAAAGAAAAACCUUUGAAUACCAUUUUAUUUUUAUGAGGAAAAUGUUAUAUUUGUUUGUUACUGUUUACUGAGCCUUAAACCAACUUUAUAUCCAGUUUAUUUUUUUAAGAUAUUAACUAGCUUGAAAUGGGGCCAGGAAACAUUGGGUAUUGUACUACAGUGAUAAAAGCAACAGAAGAAACAACUGACAUCUCGUAAUACUUGCUAUUGUGUAUAAUCUUGGAGAGCAGUGAUGUUUAUUCUCAUCAACUUAACUAUUCUUGGAAUAGAUUUAAAGAACAUGAAGUUCUAUGUUACAUUUGAGCAAUUUUUUUUACACAUAAAUGGAUGUUUAAGAUUUUCAUUUAAUCUGAACCUUAGUGAGGUUCAGUCUUUAGACUCUUAGAACUCUUGUUCAGUCUAAAUGAUAGCUUUGUGACUCAUUAUGACUUAACAUGAUUAAUUUUUUUCCACCAGCAAAACCAUCUCUUAAAGGUGAAUUCCUCUUUCAACUAAGCAAUGUCCAUGUCCUUAGUUCUAUUGGAUACCUGCAAUGUUUGUUUUUAUAUACAAUGAAGUGUCAGUUGAGUCUCUGUAUUUUAAAUGUGUAACUGUAAGGCUGGAUGCAGUGGUGCACACUUGAAUCCCAGCAUCUGAGAAACAGACAGGUAGAUCAUGAGUUCAGUGCUAGCCUGGAUGACAAAGCAAGUUCAAGGCCAGCUCAUACUAGAGACCCUCAUCUCAAAAAAGAAAAGAAAAAAGUCAUAUUGUAUAUCACAUGUUGUGUUAGUUAUUUAAUAAGUAAUGUCCCUCUAGAAGUAUUUUUAUAAAUAAAAGUCUUUAGUAAAUUUU